AUGAGUGGUUUGAAUCUCAAUGAGGACGCUAUUGAAGUUGCUCGUCAGAAGUUGCGUGAAAGAUUUGGUGCUGCUACUCAAGUAGGAGGCAAAGGUACUGCUAGGAGGAAAAAGCGUACUCAAAAGCCGGCAGGUGGUAUGGAUUUGAAGAAAUUACAAACAAUAACUAAUCGUUUUAGAUGCCAGACAUUUCCAGCUAUUGGUGAUAUAACUAUGAUGAGAAGUGAUGGCACUUGCCUACACUUCAUAAAUCCGAAGUUGCAAGCAUCUGUUACAUCAAAUACAUACAUUAUUAGUGGAAAUGGACAAGAAAGGAAAAUUAAAGAUUUACCAAGGCAAGUAAAUCAGAUGGAUUUAAGUGCAUUCCUAAAUGAUCCUAAAUUCCGAAGAUUAUUCCAAGAUUCACAAUCUGGUAAUGCACCGAAUUUACAAUCUAACGAAGAGGAUGAUAUUCCUGAUCUUGUAGAGAAUUUCGAAGAAAUUGAAUAG
Molecule: messenger RNA, 489 nt
Organism: Cryptosporidium muris RN66
Lineage: Eukaryota; Apicomplexa; Conoidasida; Eucoccidiorida; Cryptosporidiidae
Product: NAC domain-containing protein
Exons: 1
Coding region: 1-489 (162 amino acids)
Cellular component (GO): cytosol; nascent polypeptide-associated complex
Source: RefSeq, a predicted model, not a curated record